UUUAACCCCCUCACCUCUCCCCCUCCUUUCUUCCAGGAAGCACAUCAUCAUCUUCAUCUUCAUCUUCUCCAACAUUUCUAGAGAGAGAAACUGAGAUUCUAGAGAGAGAAACUAAGAUAUGGAAGGUGAAACAAGAUCAAGAUUCAAGAGAAUAUGCGUCUUUUGUGGUAGUAGCUCUGGAAAGAAACCAAGUUACCAAGAAGCUGCCAUUGAGCUUGGAAAAGAACUGGUGGAAAAAAGGAUUGAUUUAGUGUAUGGAGGUGGGAGCGUGGGUCUGAUGGGUCUUGUUUCUCAGGCAGUUCAUGAUGGUGGGCGCCAUGUUCUAGGAGUUAUACCAAGGACGUUAAUGCCACGAGAGAUAACUGGUGAGACAGUAGGCGAAGUGAAAGCAGUGGCUGAUAUGCAUGAAAGAAAAGCUGAAAUGGCUCGUCAAGCUGACGCCUUUAUUGCUCUUCCAGGUGGCUAUGGCACUCUUGAAGAACUCCUUGAAGUUAUCACAUGGGCUCAACUCAAAAUCCAUCACAAACCCGUUGGUUUGUUGAAUGUUGAGGGUUACUAUAACUCAUUGCUGUCGUUCAUAGAUAAGGCGGUUGAUGAAGGUUUUAUCUCACCAACAGCCCGCCGGAUUAUUGUCUCAGCCCCUACCGCCGGUCAACUCGUCAGACAGCUAGAGGAAUUUGUGCCGGAGUAUGAUGAAAUUGCAGCAAAGUUGACGUGGGAUGAGGUGGAUAGACUAAAUUAUGUGCCGGAGGCCGGAGUUCCGACGUAGGUGGUGGCGAUGGAUGGUGGAGUUUUUUUUGGGUGAAAUUAGUAGUGGGGUUUAUACAGUUUGGGGUAUAUAUGAAUGAUAUAUAUACAGACUUAUGAUAUGGUACAUCUCCAGGGGCAUUUUUGGUAUUUUGGCGGAUUUAUAUCCUUUACAAAACUCUAAAAAUAUUAAUGUAUAUGAUAUCAUGUGGAGAUGAUACUUUUGUUUUAA
Molecule: messenger RNA, 979 nt
Organism: Lactuca sativa (garden lettuce)
Lineage: Eukaryota; Viridiplantae; Streptophyta; Magnoliopsida; Asterales; Asteraceae
Gene: LOG7
Product: Putative lysine decarboxylase family protein
Biological process (GO): cytokinin biosynthetic process
Cellular component (GO): nucleus; cytosol
Molecular function (GO): hydrolase activity, hydrolyzing N-glycosyl compounds
Source: RefSeq, a predicted model, not a curated record